CUACACCCCACUUCCCAAUACACACUCCGGUGUUCACAAUUUGACAGUUGGCUUCAAAUACUUUUUUACUGUCAUCUGACUGAAGAUUUCUCGGGAGAGAUAAUUGCAGCAAUAUGGUAUAUUACUUCACAUCGAAUGUGGUUGAGCCAUCCGCUUUUAUCUAUGUCGGGAAAGACAAAUUUGAGAAUGAGGAUCUUAUAAAAUAUGGAUUAGAGAAGGAUGUUUGGUUUCAUGUUGAUAAUCUGUCCAGUGCACAUGUCUAUCUUCGCCUCCGUGACAGUGAAUCAUGGGACAAUAUCCCACAACCCCUUCUAGAAGACUGCGCACAGCUUACGAAGGCGAAUUCGAUCGAGGGGAAUAAAAAAGAUAACAUCACGAUCAUCUAUACACCAUGGUCAAACUUGAUGAAAGACGGGUCUAUGGCUACUGGUCAAGUCUCCUUUCACAAUCCCAAGUUGGUGCGCAAAGUUUUCGUUCGACAAAGGGAGAAUAUUAUAGUCAACCGGCUUAAUAAAACUCGCGUGGAAAAACAUCCCGAUCUUAUGGCAGAGAAAGAGGAAUCUCUGAAAAAGAAGCAGAGAGAGGAGAGGAAGACCAGAGACGAGCAGCGAGCAAGAGAAAAGAAAGAAAAGAGAGAAAGGGAACAGUUGAAGUGGCAGAAAGAGCAUGCCUACGAUGAUCUGAUGAGUGAGGAGAACGUCCAGGGAAGCAGCAAUCAAGAUCGGGAUCCUGACUUCCUUGAUGACUUCAUGUGAUUACAAAAAUCCAGCCUCCGUGGGAAACCGUUCUAUGGAUAUAUCAAACCAAUCUUUCCACCUCCACAUCGACUUAGACAUACUACUGGACACCUGAGAACAUUCCCAUUUUGAUCACCGGUUCUACCUGGUUUCUCAUCGGAGAUCAAAGCAAGCUCUGGUUAGUUGAUAUAUUUUUAUUGUAUAUAUUUUUUGAUUUAUUAGCGAUCCUGCUGGCCAUGUCUGGUUUAAUUAUAUCCUUCAUGGUAAGUUUUCCGUGUACUGUUUUAUUUAACCUUCGCUCUUGAAGUAUACUACGUGGCGCUGAGAUGUAGGUAGCUAAUGG
Aspergillus pseudonomiae is the source of this 1080-nucleotide messenger RNA. Its product is annotated as putative DUF814 domain protein. Bases 114 to 755 code for a protein of 213 amino acids. The record is from RefSeq and is a predicted model, not a curated record. Lineage: Eukaryota; Fungi; Ascomycota; Eurotiomycetes; Eurotiales; Aspergillaceae. The transcript is spliced from 4 exons.